UGUCCCGGAGCGCCAGGCUCGCUCAGCCCGCGCAUGUGGGCCUUCCUGGUGAGACUUGAGUACAUCCUCUGCCUCUCUUCAGCCUUUUCAGUGAUGGCUCAGCUCUAUGGUGACCUCCCACCGAGGAUUAACCAAACUCACCUGACCCCCUCUCAGCUAAAGACCCGCCAAGUGGGUUUGAAAGUUAAGGGCUCAAACUUCACGCUAGAAGGCUUUCCAUUCCAGAUCAUAGCAGGCACUAUGCACUAUUUCCGGAUGCCCAGGAGUUACUGGAGGGUCAACUUGCUGAAGUUAAAGGCCUGUGGCUUCAACACCCUCACCACGCAUGUUCCCUGGAACCUCCAUGAGCCAAGAGUAGACCAGUUUGUUUUCACUGGAAACCUGGAUUUGAUGGCUUUUACAACCAUAGCUUCACACGUGGGGCUCUGGGUCAUUCUGUGUCCAGGCUCCUACAUCGGUAGUGACCUAGACCUUGGAGGCUUGCCCAGCUGGCUACUCAAGGACCCGAAAAUGAAGCUGAGAACAACGUACAAGGGCUUCACUAAUGCAGUGAAUCACUAUUUUGACAAGCUGAUUUCCAGGAUAGUACCACUCCAGUAUAACCAGGGAGGUCCCAUCAUUGCUGUGCAGGUCGAAAAUGAAUAUGGUUCAUAUUAUCUGGAUAAAAAGUACAUGCCAUACGUUAAAAAAGCCCUGGUGACGAGAGGGAUCCAGGUGCUGCUCAUGACGGCUGAUAGUGGACGAGAAUUGAGAAGAGGCCACUUAAAAGAUGUGCUUGCCACUGUCCACAUGAAGGAUAUCACACAAGAAACUUAUCAGGAGCUUUCUUCAAUUCAGAGUCACAGCCCCAUAAUGAUGAUGGUAUAUACUGCAAGGUCUUUUGACACGUGGGGUGCUCUUCGCAACAGUCUGGAUCCACAUGUGCUAAUGAAGGACGUGCAUGAAAUGUUCAAGCUUAGGUUCUCCCUCAACUUCUAUAUGUUCCAUGGUGGCACAAACUUUGGCUUCAUGGGUGGAGCUGCAUCUUUGAACACUUAUCUCCCUAUGGUCACCAGCUAUGACUAUGGGGCACUGCUGACAGAAGAUGGAGAAUACACACCUGAGUAUGUCACAUUCCAGGAGUAUUUUAGCUCUGUUUUAGAACUUCCCAUGUCCAUCCAACCAGACCAUACACAGAAGACUGUAUUUAAGUCAGUGACGCUGCAACACUUCAUGUCGCUGUGGGAAAUCCUGCCCUACCUGGACCCGCCAGUCAAGUCUGCCAAGCCAGUCUCCAUGGAGGUGCUGUCUGUGAACCAGGGGAAUGGUCAGUCCUAUGGGUACACACUUUAUGAGACCUACAUCUCCAAAGGAGGCAUCCUCUCCUCAAGGGGUCACGUUCAGGAUCGCGCUCAGGUGUUUCUGAAUGAGCAGCAUGUGGGAGUCCUGGAUCACACCACUGAUCAUCUGACUAUUAUGAGAAAUGUAUAUACUCCAGUGUUAAUGGACAGACAGUCUCGUACCUGCUGGGCCCUGCACUCGGGUGUGCCCGUGGCUGGGCCCAUGGUAGCCCCUCUCUCCUCCCUGCCCUUGGGAUUGCUCCUGGCAGAGGAGCCCAGCAGAGACGAGAGAGAAUUGUGUGUGUCGCCAAGGUACAGGGCUACCAGGACCACCACUCCCUGAAGAUCCUGGUGGAGAAUCAAGGCCGGCUCACCUAUGGGAAGGACAUCAACAUGCAGAGGAAAGGUUUAACUGGGGACAUCUAUCUGGACAGUUCUCCACUAAGAAAAUUUAUAAUCUACAGCCUGGACAUGAACAUGAGAUUCAUACAAAG
Lemur catta (Ring-tailed lemur) is the source of this 1813-nucleotide messenger RNA. Its product is annotated as beta-galactosidase-1-like protein 2. Gene Ontology annotation, biological process: carbohydrate metabolic process. NCBI's taxonomy places the organism in Eukaryota, Metazoa, Chordata, Mammalia, Primates, Lemuridae. The coding region runs from base 34 to 1662 and encodes 542 amino acids. Gene Ontology annotation, molecular function: beta-galactosidase activity. Gene Ontology annotation, cellular component: vacuole. The record is from RefSeq and is a predicted model, not a curated record. The transcript has 17 exons.